Molecule: messenger RNA, 2419 nt
Organism: Lolium perenne
Lineage: Eukaryota; Viridiplantae; Streptophyta; Magnoliopsida; Poales; Poaceae
Product: cycloartenol synthase
Biological process (GO): triterpenoid biosynthetic process
Cellular component (GO): lipid droplet
Molecular function (GO): intramolecular transferase activity
Source: RefSeq, a predicted model, not a curated record
UACCCCUACUGGUAAUUAAGCAAGUGAGCAAGGAACUCAAAAGAAAGCAGUCACUUCUCGUUGCUUGGUUGGUACCACUCUCGAUCCAUCGAUGUGGCGGCUAAGGACCGGGAAGGCCAUCGGCGACGAGCCGUGGCUGCGCACAACCAACGCGCACGCCGGCCGCCAGGUCUGGGUGUUCGACUCCACAGCAAGCGACGCUGCCACCGCUGAGGUCGACGACGCGCGCCAUGAGUUCACACGCCGCCGGCACCAGCAGAAACACAGCGCCGACCUCCUUAUGCGCUUGCAGUUCGACAAGUUGACUCCUCCCAAGUUUGGCAUUAGUGAUAACAAGUUUGAGGAUGACAAAGAUGUAACCGAAGAAGCUGUUUUUACCUCUUUAAAAAGGGUGAUUGGACGAGUAUCUAAUCUCCAAGCACAUGACGGACACUGGACUGGGGAUAUCGCCGGUCCUAUGUUUCUUCUGCCGGGCUUGGUCAUAUCAUUGCAUUCGACUGGUGCCCUAAAUACUGUCUUGUCGUCGGAGCAUCAGAAGGAGAUACGCCGGUAUCUAUAUAACCAUCAGAACAAAGAUGGAGGCUGGGGGUUGCACAUUGAGAGCCCAAGCACCAUGUUUGGUUCUGUCCUGACCUAUGUUACUUUGAGAUUACUUGGAGAAGGACUUGAUAGUGGAGAUGGAGCCAUGGAAAUGGCUAGAAAUUGGAUUUUGGAUCAUGGAGGAGCAACCUUUACAACAUCAUGGGCCAAAUUUUGGCUUUCGGUCCUUGGUGUAUUUGACUGGUCUGGUAACAAUCCAUUGCUUCCGGAACUAUGGUUACUGCCAUACUGCCUCCCAUUUCAUCCAGGGCGCAUGUGGUCGCAUUGCCGAAUGGUAUACUUUCCCAUGUCUUACGUAUAUGGAAAGAGGUUUGUUGGUCCAAUUACACCAGUUGUAUUGAACUUACGGAAGGAGCUCUAUAAAGUACCCUAUGGUGAGAUUGAUUGGGACAAGGCCCGGAACCAAUGUGCUAAGGAGGAUCUGUACUGUCCACAUCCAAUAGGACAAGAUAUCAUAUGGGCCACUCUUAACAAAUUUGUUGAACCAGUUCUGUCGCAUUGGCCCGGAAGCAAAUUGAGGGAAAAAGCUUUGAGAAAUGCCAUGCAACAUAUCCAUUAUGAAGAUGAAAACACUCGAUAUAUUUGUAGUGGUGCUGUAGGGAAGGCAUUAAAUAUGCUCUGUUGCUGGAUAGAAGAUCCUAACUCAAAGGAAUUUAAGCUUCAUAUUCCUAGGAUCUAUGACUACUUGUGGGUUGCUGAAGAUGGCAUGAAGAUGCAGGGUUACAAUGGCAGCCAACUUUGGGACACAGCUUUCACAGUUGAAGCUAUACUGGCUACAGAACUCACAGAAGAGUACGGCUCUACUCUUAAACUAGCAAACGACUACAUAAAAAAUUCACAGGUUCUUUACGAUUGCCCCGGAGAUCUAAGUUACUGGUAUCGACAUAUAUCUAAAGGUUCGUGGACCUUCUCCACCGCUGAUCAGGGUUGGCCUGUAUCAGACUGCACCGCUCUAGGAUUAAAGGCCUCAUUGUUGAUGUCAAAGAUUUCUCAAAAAAUUGUUGGCAUUCCAUUGGAAGCCAAUAGACUUUAUGAUGCCGUCAAUUGUCUGCUUUCUUGGAUGAACGGGAAUGGUGGCUUUGCGCCGUAUGAACUGACUAGGUCUUACGCCUGGCUGGAGUUUCUCAAUCCUUCUGAGACCUUUGGGGACAUAAUGAUUGAUCAUCCUGUUGCCGAGUGUACUUCAGCGGUGAUCCAGGCUCUGGUAUCAUUCAGAAAGGACUACCCCGGACAUCGAAGGGAAGAGAUAGACAAAUGUAUCCAUAAAGCCGAUGGCUUCAUUCAGAGUAUUCAAAGAAGUGACGGUUCAUGGUACGGCUCCUGGGGUGUUUGUUUCACACAUGGGACAUGGUAUGCAGUGAGGGGAUUAGUUGCCGCUGGAAGGACAUUCAAGAACUGUCUUGCUAUCAGGAAGGCAUGCGACUUCUUGUUGUCCAAAGAGCUUCCUUCUGGUGGUUGGGGAGAAAGCUAUCUGUCAUGCAGGGAUAAGGUUUACACCGAACUUGAAGGAAGGCACCCCCAUGUUGUCAGCACUAGCUGGGCCAUGCUGGCUCUAAUUGAUGCUGGACAGGCCGAGAGAGACCCAGCACCUGUGCACCAGGCAGCCAAGGUUUUGAUCAACCUGCAAUCAGAGGAUGGCGAGUUCCCUCAGCAAGAGAUCAUCGGAGUUUUUGCCCGAAACUGCACCAUCACCUACUCCCAGUACAGGAACAUCUUUCCUAUGUGGGCACUCGGAGAGUACCGCUGUCGAGUCCUGCACACCACCAGAUCCCCAGAUGAACAUGGAAAUGCUAGCUGAUCAUCGUCAAGCUCGAACUUU